UUCUUUGGUACUCCAGUAUGUAUAUUUCCAGUGCUAAUGACCUUUCUCGGUUAUAAAUCGAACUGCUGCUGAAUUCCUUUGUUGUCUCAUGGGCUUUAUAUAAAUAAUAUCUUAAUUUAAACUUACCUUUAAAACUACAAUGGCAACCGGAGGGCGUGAUGAUCUCCGUGGAAUGAAUGCUUUCAAAAAUGGCACCCCAGUGCCCAAUAGUAUUUUCGUUGGUGGCAUUUCCAGUAAUACAACAGAAGACGAUUUGAGAAACUUGUUCUCAAAAUUUGGAAAUGUCAAAGCAACAAAAGUUCUUUUUGAUAAAGCUGGAAUAUCCAGAGGAUAUGGGUUCGUCACAUUCGAAACUGAAGAUGAAGCCGAUAAAGUUCUUAAACAGGCUGAACGCUUCAUCUUGAAAGAUAAGAAAUUGAACAUAGCUCCGGCAGUGAAAAAGCAGCCAUACAACCGUACUUUGGAAUCGGGCGUGGUCGGAAAUGCUUCUCUUAUUUGGCCAGCUCAGCCUCCUUCAAGGACUUCAGCUGGAUAUACUAGAGAUUCAAUGUAUUAUCCGCAGACACCAUGGCCUGUCAUGUGGCCACAAUUCUGUCUACAGCAGCAAUAUCCAUAUCCUUCCAUCCCUCAAGCUGGCUUUCCGCAGUACGUAUAUCCCAUCGCUCCUAUGGAUUAUCCAUAUCAACCGGUUUCUGGAUCCGAUUUCUCUGAAACAUCAUCUGCUGACAGUGGAGAAAGUGUCAAGAACCGUCCCAAGUCUGCUGCUGCAACUCCAGUUUCAUCCGAUUAUGAACGCGGCCGUUCUACUCGAGCAAAACCAACAGAUGCUCAAAACCAGAAUAUUCCCAAAUACAAUGGCGGAAGUGUGGAAAAUUCUAACUGCAUGCAUUCGGCUCCCCUAUCUCACUUGCAUCAUCCAGUCUUUGCGAAGACUCUAAAUGGUGUAACGGUGAUGUCUUAUCCAGGCUCUAUGGUAAUGGGCAAUCCAGCCAUAGUCUACGUUAAGGAUGGCAACGAAUCGGAUAAUGUGUUAACAGAACUCGGAUAUCUGCAUUCUCCAAUAGCAUCGGGUACGCUGACGCCUCCUGCUACUCCUUUGGUUUCGUUUCCUUGCGACUUCGGUGCCAAUGCAGCCUUAGAUUCCAUCCGCAAAAAUUAGAUGGAAAAGAAUCUGGAAGUAAUUAAGAAGUCUGUGUGGAUCAUUCCUGUCGGAGCAGUCGACACCUAUAUAAACCGAUUUCUUGUUAUGCUAAAGAUAUGCUCAGCAUGUGAGAGCUGAUGUUGUGAAUGAUUUGCAACGCAAACCUAUUUUAUUUACUUGCUUUUAUGUAUUGCUUCGUUAACAGUGCAGCAACUCGAUUCUAUCUCGGUGUAUAAUUGUGCUUUUAUUUCGAAAACUUCUGUCAACAAUUAAAUUGACUUAGGCUAAUUUUAUAAUUGUUUCUUUAAAUUUUCCUCGUAUUUUUAUUUAAUCAGCUAUAUCCUAAGUAUUUUAUGUGUGUGUGACGUCAAAUAACUGUAUACAAAGUGUGCUAUCUAUCGUCUGUGCAAAAUGUUACUAACUCCUGGACUGUCAAUUAUUGAAUAAAAAUGCUUACAUCUUA
Argiope bruennichi is the source of this 1604-nucleotide messenger RNA. RefSeq names its product protein boule-like. The record is from RefSeq and is a predicted model, not a curated record. NCBI's taxonomy places the organism in Eukaryota, Metazoa, Arthropoda, Arachnida, Araneae, Araneidae. The transcript is spliced from 10 exons. The coding region runs from base 140 to 1159 and encodes 339 amino acids. Gene Ontology annotation, molecular function: RNA binding.